UAUAUAAGCUGAUAUUGACCGGGACCGGAACUAAGCCCAACUUGUGGUAGCCACAUAAAAAGAUGGUUAGACGUAUAAAGUUUGAAAUUGAAGUAGUUUGAGGUAACUAGAGGGAGCUGAAGUAGAUAAUAAUAUAUUUUAUAUUCUAUUUGACUUUUGCAUAAGUCUAGUUAUAUAAUACUUCAAUUAUAUAUGGUUUAUAACCGAAGCAAUACAAUAAGAUUUUCUCACGUUCGCUAACUUUCUUUCAUACCUCAGGAGAGAUGAGAUAAGAUGGCUGAUGAUGUGGAAGAACAGCUACUGUCGGAGGUGCAAAAAAAAGAUGGUACUAUUACACUGCACCAGGCUGCUCAAAAAGGGGAAAUCAAGUUAGUAAAUGAUUGUCUGGUGGAUGUGCAUAUAAACGUUAGGGACAAAUACAGUAGGACACCCAUUAUGUACGCGGCAUGGACUGACGAAAUAGAAAUGGUUAAGCAUCUACUGAAUCUCGGAUCUGAUAUAAAUUUGAUGGAUAACAGUGGGUGGAAUAUCUUACAUCACGCAGUGCAGAAGGACUCUAUGAGAACUGUAGAAUAUCUUUGUGUCGAAAUACCAACAAAUGCUGCUACCUCAUUAGUAAACGCUAAAGACCCACACGGCAUGACACCCUUACAUAUGGCAAUCAAAAGAGGAUCCAGUAAGGAAUUGAUUUUAAAUCUUUUUAAAAUAGUUGGAAUUGAUGUAGAAAUCAAGAAUUCGACGGGAAAGACAGCCUUGAUGUACGCUUUGGAGGUUAAUAGAAUUGACAUGAUAGACAUAGUAAACAUUGUAUGUCAGCACAAAAAUGUUUUCUUAGAAAAAGACGAUUACGGAUUGAAUAUCUCACAUUAUGCCGUGAUGAAUCACAAGUCGUUAGAGUUGAUUAAGUGUCUUCUCCGCAAUGGAUCGAUCAAUAAUGCUUCUUUGGUGAUCAGUAAGGAUAAUAUUAUGGUAACACCGUUUCAUCUUGCAACAUCUAGAGGCAGUGUCGAACUAGUUUUAUUCUUGCUGAAAAUCGACGAAGUUGAUGUGAAUGUUAAUGAUAAUUCCGGAGAAACAGCGUUGAUGCAUGCAACAAAAGUAGGAAAAACUAAUGUUAUCAAAGCCCUCAUUGCUGAUGACCGGGUAGAAGUCAACUAUUGUGAUAAAGCCGGAAGAACUGCGUUGAUGCAUGCAACGAAAGCAGGAAAAACUGAUGUUAUCAAAGCCCUCAUUGCUGAUGACCGGGUAGAAGUCAACCAUUGUGAUAAAGCUGGAAGAACUGCGUUGAUGCAUGCAACAAAAACAGGAAAAACUGAUGUUAUCAAAGCCCUCAUUGCUGAUGACCGGGUAGAUGUCAACUUUUGUGAUAAAGCCGGAAGAACUGCGUUGAUGUAUGCAGCAAAAGCAGGACAAACUGAGGUUAUCAAAGCCCUCACAACUGCAGAUGACCGGGUAGAAGUUAACUAUCGUGAUAAAGCCGGAAGAACUGCGUUAAUGUAUGCAGCAGAAGCAGGACAAACUGAGGCUGUUCAAGUCCUCACGACAGAUGACCGGGUAGAUGUCAACUAUCGUGAUAAGUUUGGAAAAACUGCGUUGAUCUAUGCGGCAGAAGCAGGGCAAUUUAAGGUUAUCAAAGCCCUCAAAACUGUUGACCGGGUAGAAUUCAAUCAUUGUGAUAAGGCCGGAAAAACAGCCGUGAUGUAUGCAGGAGAAGCACGACAAAUUGAGGUUAUCAAAGCCCUCACAACUGAUGACCAAGUAAAAGUUAACCAUCGCGAUAAGUUCGAAAGAACUUCGUUGAUGCAUGCGGCGAAAGCAGGACAAACUAAGGUUAUCAAAGCCCUCGCAAUUAGUGACCAGGUAGAAGUCAACCAUCGUGAUAAGGCCGGAAGAACUGCGUUGAUGUAUGCAGCAGAAGCAGGACAAAUUGAGGUUAUCAAAGCCCUCACAACUGAUGAUCGAGUAAAAGUCAACCAUCGUGAUAAAGUCGGAAUGACCGCGGUAAUGUAUGCGGCAAAAGCAGGACAAACUGAGGUUAUCAAAGCCCUCCUAACUGAUAACCGGGUAGAAGUCAACUAUCAAGAUAAGUACAAAAAAACUGCGUUAAUCUAUGCAGCAAAAGCAGGACAAACUGAGGUUAUCAAAGCCCUCAUAACCGAUGGACGGGUAGACGUCAAGGCGGUCAACCAUUGUGAUAAGGCCGAAAGAACUGCGUUUAUGUAUGCGGCAAAAGAAGGAAAAAUUGAGGUUAUCAAAGCCCUCACAACCGAUGACCGAGUAGAAGUCAACCAUCGUGAUAAGACUGGAAAAAAUGCGUUGAUGUAUGCAGCAGAAGCAGGACAAACCGAAAUUAUCAAAGCCCUCAUAGCUGAUGAACAGGUAGAAGUCAACCAUCGUGAUAAAUCCGGAAGAACUGCUCUUCUUCUGGCGAUGAAAGAAAAACAAUUUGAAGCAGCUUGCAUUUUAGUCGAUAAUGUGGAAAAACUUGUAUGUUCAAUAGGAGACAAUUCUGGAUCAACUCCCCUAAUCUUGGCUCUUGAAGCAAAUCACAGGCAUUUGAUUCAUGCAGUUGUGAACAAAAUAAAUAUAAACAAUGAGGAUGUGAACUUGGCUAAUGCAAAAGGAGCAACGAUUCUUCAUACUGGAGUGAGCAAAAAUGAUAUUGAGCUCGUAAAACUGAUAUGCCAAAAUCCACAUGUGAAAAACGUCAAAAACAUCGAAGGUCUAACUCCAAUCGACAUUGCUGUUAAGGAAAAGCUUUAUCCGAUGUUAUGGAUACUGGUGCAAGAUUUACCGCCGGAAGAGAUAGAUAUUAACAAGUCGUACGAAGAAGGGGACACACUGCUUCAUUUCGCUGUGAAACAAGGCAACCUUGACGCAGCCAGGUGCAUCUGCUCCCUUCCUGGUGUUAAACGCAGAGAAAACGACAGUAGCGUUGAUCCGUUACAACUGGCAAAUUCAGAGAAUUUGUCAUUACACUUCCUCUUGUGCAUCUACAAACUUCCCGGCACCAAAGUCGAUAUAAAUGCGCAAUACCAAGGAAAGGGAAUUAUCCAUAUAGCAGCCGAGCUUCGUGAUCUGGAAGAAUGUAACUACUUACUAAACGAAUUCUCUAAUAUUGACGUAAACGCCAGGGACAGUGAAGAUAGGACUGCGUUACACAUAGCAGCAGCCAAUACAGAUGUGGAUACUGCGAAAGCCCUUUGCAAAUUCCCAUCCAUUAAAAUCAACUUAGGAUCUCCUCUAUUAGGAUCUCCUCUAUUGGAAGCUACUCAGCACAGAAACGUGGAUGUCGCAUUAUAUUUGCUCUCUCUGCCAACAAUCGAUUUGGAUAUAAAAGACAGCGCUGGCAAUAACAUUUUCGAGAUAGUCUGUGAUCUUAUAGAGAGGAGUUCAUCUGCCAGCAUUAUAUCAAAGGGAUCUUCCAAACCAUCAAUACGCCUCGUAAAAGCGAUUGAAGCUGUAUUAUGCGAAGUGGAUCAUAAUUCAACCAAAGAAAACACAGAAAGUGAUGGCUCUCUACAUAAAUCACAAAAAGAAAAAAUACCAGAAACUUUACGAUUCCUGCUCGAAGUCAAAUUUAAAACCCAUAAGAAUCAGUCAAUCCUGGCGCUGCUUCAGGACAAAAUUAAGGUUUUGUCAAGUUCUGAUGAUAAACAAGAUGUAGUCAAAUUCACGAUUGCAUCAGCAGUUCUUAACGUAAUAAUUGUCGGCUUGCAGAAAUAUGCCCACGAUGAUGAUCUUAGAUAUACUUUCUAUAAAUAUUUCAUGUGCAAGCCCUUAGUUAAGAUAUUUGUCAAUAAGCAAGAAAUUACUAAAAGUGAUCAUACUGCUACUAUCGAGGUAAUGAAGCUUGUUUAUGUAUCAUUGCAAGCUAACGCAGACUGUCAAAAAUCAGAGAAGGAAUUCCUUAGAAAUAUCCUGCAGGGACAGCUUUACCCAGUGUUUAAGAGAACAAUCAAAAGUUUAGGAAAAACAGUGGACAGUGGUGAAAAAUGUAGUGAUAUUCAGCUCAUGGCAAAGAAUAUUUACGAAACGUAUUUCAAGAAGGACAAAGAAUACUCUGUCUCUACUCGUGUAGAGAAAUUCUUCAAAGGCCGGGAGAUUUGGAUGGCUAAAAAAUUGGGGUUACACGAAUGUAGCGAAAGAGGCGUCACCACAUUACUUUUUACUAUUCCAGGUGCAAUAACUCAUUUAUUUGAUUUUGCUUUGGAUGUUAAACUAGGGGUUGAAUCUUUACAAGGAUUUUCACAAAGACUGGGAGGAUUCAUGAUUGCUUUGGCGAGUUUUACUCUAAUUCAUGAAAAUUAUCGGUCAAGUGUUGAGCUCUACAAAGCGGAGAAGGAGCGUCUUCGAGUCAGUCUUGGUAGAUUUGCAAUAAAGGAAGAGGAUUGGAUUGUAGAAUCGUCCCUCAACUACAGCAAACCAUGUCUCAAGAAAUUCUUUCAGCGACUAUUUUGUCCGUUUAAGAUGAAAGAUGGUGAAAAGAAGAGAGCUCUACUAUUUAACAUCCUUACAAUAUGUCAGAUGCGACCGGUGAUCGACCGUCUGAUGGUCUUAAUGCACUCUCCAUCGAAGAUUCGGACUGUUAUCCGCCAGAAUUCAGCACAGAAGGUACUUAACCAGUCUUUCAUGGUUACAGAGCAGAUACCAGAGCUGAUUGUACAAUUUUAUCUCUUUCAGAUCUAUUUAAAUAACAUCGCCACAGAAUCAUUGUCGCCCAAAGAUGAUAGGACUGCAGAUUAUGCAUCACAAAAUCUUGCUAACAUCACUGCUGUGUGUUUUGGAAAGUUGCAGACUUUUACUUAUAAAUAUGAGUUUUUCCAAGGACAAAAAAACUUUUUAGGGAUCCAAACAAGUGCACCGUGGUAUCUGAUCAUUUCGAUGAUUAUCCCAUUUCUUAAAAUGCCAGCAAGCACAGUUUCACUUGAAGGGGCAUUUAGGAAAUUAGACCCACUAACCCCAAAGAUGUCAGGCGGAGCCUCCACUCUGCUUUACCUAACUUAUUUAACCAUGAUCCCGUCUAGAUUGUUCCUCCAUGCGAGUCUAAUGCAAGCCACUCCAAACCAUUUCUACAAUGUUGGAUGGAUCUUAUUCUUUACUUUAAUUUGGUCCAUCAUUAACUUAAUGGUUAUCUCCAAAGAUCCUGUCUUCAAAGAAAAACAGCUCAGUCCUACAUCUAAGGUCAGAAAGGUUUUUCUUCUCUUUUUGUUCAGCUUUAGAGAUUUUUGGGUAAUCUCUCUGCGGGAUACGACAGCGUAUAUGUCCAAACCUUCUGAAGUGUCGUACAAAUCAUUAAGAAGCUACAAGAGGAUCAUGUUGAUAUCGACCUUUUAUUUUGUUGAAGGAUUGGCAGGUGCUCUGUACAUGGAGCACUUCUUCCCCUGCGGUACAAACUCUGAUGUGUUCAAAUACCAAGGAUGGGCAUGGUUGAUUUUGUACAUCAUUUCAUCAACAUGCCUGAUCCUACUGGCCUACACUUUACAGCCGCAAAUCUGCAACCGCAUUCCCAAAAGAUUCCCAUUCAAAUUUGUGUUUAUUUGUGGCUUUGGGUUGAUCAUGUUGCUCUUUGCUCCUACGACAAAAUUAUUCAUUGAUGGGGACUUGGCAAUUAAGAUCGCUGUCGCCAUCAUGUUAGCUCUGGUCUGCAUUGUCUGUAUUUUGGUUUAUCUCGGUCUCACUUACUUUGGAGAGGCUGAGGAUAAAAAGAAAGCUGCAUGCGAUGGUGGAGAGGAUGGCAGAGAUUCAGACAGUUUCGAGAAAGAGGCUGGCCCCCAGAUCCUAAGUGGAGAGGGAGAGGCUAGUAAACGUCUUUUAGAUACCUCAGUUUGAGUCACUGAAUAUAAAGAUUUAAAAACCUUACCUCUUUAAAGCAAGCCCUAAGGAUGCUUUGUAAUUAUUUUCUGUCUUAAAAAAGUGUUCUGUUCUUUUCCGUGCUGAUUUUUAAACGUUUUGUAAAUGAUUUUUAUUUUUGAAAUGUUUCGAAUGAAGUUUUCAGAAAAAUUUAAGGAACCAAUUAUGUUCAGCAUUUAAAUGCUAAAAUUGCUAAAUUUUCAUAAUGACGUGUAAUGAUUUUUUGUCAUUAUUAAUUGAUUUUGCUGUACUUUUUGUUGUUUUGAAGUUUUUUAAUGCUCAGCAAAUGUUUUGGUACAUUUAAAAUAAUGGAUCAGUUUUCUCUGAUAUUGAAUUAUAUUACUCAUUUUUUGAUUUUCUACACAUUGAAUUCAAACAGUUUUUUGUAAA
Messenger RNA from Bolinopsis microptera, 6243 nucleotides. RefSeq lists its product as uncharacterized. Bases 274 to 5832 code for a protein of 1852 amino acids. The transcript has a single exon. Gene Ontology annotation, molecular function: protein binding. NCBI's taxonomy places the organism in Eukaryota, Metazoa, Ctenophora, Tentaculata, Lobata, Bolinopsidae. The record is from RefSeq and is a predicted model, not a curated record.